Hypomesus transpacificus is the source of this 6538-nucleotide messenger RNA. It is a transcript of the gene f5, whose product is annotated as coagulation factor V. Bases 36 to 6080 code for a protein of 2014 amino acids. The transcript is spliced from 27 exons. Lineage: Eukaryota; Metazoa; Chordata; Actinopteri; Osmeriformes; Osmeridae. The record is from RefSeq and is a predicted model, not a curated record. Gene Ontology annotation, molecular function: copper ion binding; oxidoreductase activity.
ACCCAGAUCACACUUUGCUGUCCUGCUGAACAGAAAUGAAGCCUUGGGCAGCUGCUUCCUGUCUGCUGCCUGUUCUGGCUGUGUUUCCUUUUCUGUCCUUCAUCACUGCGUCUCAGGAUGGAGCCAGGAUCAGACGGUACUAUGUUGCUGCUGUUCCUAUCCUCUGGGACUACUCUGAUGGCCAUGGACACGAAAGGCCGGGUCCCUCCUAUAAGAAAGUGGUUUUCAGAGAGUACGAGGAAGGCUUCAAGCAGGCUAAGACUCAUCCUCCAUGGUUAGGUCUGCUGGGCCCAACCCUGAGAGGUCAGGUGGGCGAGACCCUUGUGGUCACAUUCAAGAACAUGGCGGACAAACAAUUCAGCAUCCACCCACAUGGCAUUGCUUAUGGCAAGCAGUCAGAGGGCGCCCAUUACUUUGACAAUACGUCUCAACAGGAGAAGGAUGAUGACGUGGUGCCUCCUAACGGCGAGCACACAUACUACUGGGAGGUCAACUCGGAAGUAGCCCCCCGAGAGGCAGACCCCCCCUGUAUUACCUACACCUACCAGUCACACUUCGACAUAGUCAAAGACUACAACGCUGGCCUGAUUGGAGCGCUACUCAUCUGUAAACCAGGCAGUCUUGACGAGACGGGGCAGCAGGCUUCCUUCCACCACGAGUACGUCUUCAUGUUUGGGGUAUUUGAUGAGAGCCUGAGCAGAUCUAGUGCUGUAGGAGAAACUACCGACAACCCUGUCAAACACACCAUUAACGGCUACAGCAAGGGAGCGAUCCCUGGUUUAAGCAUUUGUGCUCACACCUCUGUCAGCCUGCACCUGGUGGGCAUGAGUUCAGACCCUGAGGUGUUCUCGGUGCACAUGAAUGGGCAGAUGCUGCAACAUUUCGGGCAUCGAGUGUCGUCUGUGGGCCUGGUCAGUGGCACUGCCACCAGUGCCCAGAUGACCGCCGUUUACCUUGGCCGCUGGCUGCUUUCAUCUUACACCAACAAGCACCAGGAGGCUGGUAUGCAUGGCUUUGUAGAUGUAGUGAGCUGUAAGGGCUUCGAUGCUCCAAAGCGCAAGCUGACCAUCCAGCAGAGGAGAGAGAGCCAGGAGUGGACCUACUACAUCGCCGCAGAGGAGGUGGUCUGGGACUACGCUCCAAACAUGCCUGCUUACAUGGAUGGGGACUUCAAGUUCAAAUACUUGAAGCAGGGCCCACAGCGCAUAGGCAAGAGGUAUAAGAAGGCUGUGUUCACUCAGUACACGGAUGACUCUUUCACGAAGAGGGCAGAGAAGCAGCAGAGGAAGAUGGAGGUGGGCAUCAUCGGCCCCGUCAUCAGGGCACAGAUCAGAGAUGUCAUCAAGAUCGUGUUUAGGAACAAGGCCUCGCGGCCCUACAGCAUCUAUCCUCAUGGACUGACCAUAGAUAAGGAAGCCGAGGGGGCCAACUACCCGGCCGGAGGCAACCAGACGCACGGGGUGCAGCCUGGCCAGACGCACACCUACGUGUGGCACGUGAUCGUGGAGGACGAGCCCUCCGACAGCGACUCCAGAUGUCUGACCCGUAUGUACCACAGUGCUGUGGACACACCCAGAGACAUCGCCUCCGGACUCAUAGGCCCCCUGCUCAUCUGCAAGAGCCAGUCCCUCAACAUCAAAAACGUACAGUUGAGAGCAGACAAGGAGCAGCAUGCCAUGUUUGCCAUAUUUGAUGAGAACAAGAGCUGGUACCUGGAAGACAACAUCCGGUCUUACUGUGACCCUAACAAAGUCAGGAAGGACGACCCAGACUUCUAUCAGUCCAACGUUAUUCACUCCAUCAACGGGUACGUGUUUGAGAGCGGCCAGUUGCUAGGCUUCUGUAAUGGAGAGAUUGUGACAUGGCACGUGUCCAGCGUUGGAGCACACAGCCACAUCCAGACCAGUACCUUCUACGGUCACGUGUUUGAACUGAACAAUCGCAUAGAGGACUUCCUCAGCCUGUACCCCAUGACUGGAGAGACCAUCAGGAUGGACAUGGAUAACAUCGGCGUGUGGCUCAUAUCCUCGAUGAACUCCCAUGAGACCACCAAGGGAAUGCGGGUGAAGUUCCAAGAUGUGGAGUGCUUCCAAGACUACAUCUAUGAAUUUGAGGAUGGGGCCGAGGCGGAGGCCGAACCCAAGGUCGGGUUUGAUGUGUGGCUGCCUGAGGACAUCGACGCUAUAAAAGAAGAAAAAGAGAAGCACGUGACGAAGGACAAGACAAAAGAUGUGGAGAUAGACGAGGACACGGAAAUGUGGGCCAACUUGUUGGGCAUUCGAUCCCUCAGUAAGCAGGCAGAAGGCUCGAGUGUGGAGCAGUUGGACCUGUCUUUCCUGGAUAAGCCUGGGAAAGAGGAGGCUGAGAAUGCAAACAUCUUGUCCAACAGUUUACCUGCCUCCAUCCUUCCAUCAUUCUUUAACACCACGUCCGACGGUGACAUGAAGAAGGUGGAAAACCACACCGUUCCAGAGCCAGCACUGGAGUCACUAAAGAACACGAUAUCGACUGAUUGGGAAAUGAGUGACGUACACAACCGGACAUCACUGAAUUUCAGCCUCUGGGAAAACACAACAGAACCACAGGGCACCAGUCGUGAUCAGUUAAGCAGCUCUGCGGCUGAGACAAGGAACAUAACUGGGCAGAACAUAGGUUCAUUAAUAGAGGAUGGCACUAUGGACACAGAGGCUGGCAAGAAUAUGAGUUCAAACAGGGACAGAACCGGGAGAAACCAGACAUUUGUGAGCGAUACUCUAGACCUUGAGGACCAGGAGAAAGUCACUCGGGGAGAUGUUUUCUCCUAUACUGAACUUUCAGAAGAAUCCUCCAGUGAGACAGACCUGUUCGUUACCAACAGGUCUCCCAUCCCAGAUUCAGCUAAAGAAAAUGGCUCAGAUUUGAUUAGUAACAAAACUGGCCAAUUAGACUUACCAAGAAAUGCAACCAACCAAACACACCUAGAUCUAAUUGUGUUUAGGGAGUUAAAACUCCAGUUAGAAGAACAAAUGGACAAUGAAAUAUUUGUAAGCAACACGUCCAACAACACCUUUCCACCCCCCCUAAAUGGCAUAGCUUUGACAGGUAACAUAACUAGCCAGCUAAAUGCAUCAGAAAAUGCAGCUAACCUAUCAAUUACUGGAGUGAGUAAGUUGAACUUCAGCCAACCAGAUGAAUACAAUAUGACAAGUUUUGACCUAAAAAUUGAGGCAAAAAAUCUGACCAAUCAGAAUCAUUCCCUGGAAAAUAUGACCAGUGUAAAUGUAAAUAAUCUGGUCAACCGGUCUAUCGAUGCAGUGGUAAAUAGGGAACAUUUCAAUGAAACAUAUAUUCAAGUAGUACCACUACAAAAUGUCACCAACAGUGACCGGAUGAACUCAUCUGAGGUCAGCUUUGAGAGAAAGGAGGACAUAAUUGCUCACCAAAUUGACCAGUCAUCAUCAUCUGAGAGUGUUUCCAAGGCGACCAACAGCCUUGAUGCUGGAAAUCUGUUUAUACCAACCAGUCACACGCAAGAGAACAGCUCAGAGGAGGUCCCAUCAGAGACUUCCGAAAGCAUAGAGGAAGUGGUCAUCUGCUUGAAGAACGGCAGCUGCCAUGCCGUCCGCACCACACCCCUCAACCCCCAAGAAGAGCACUGGAGCUACAAUGCAACCCACCACGCAGUCGCCAUGGAGAUGCCUGACCAUAUGAUCAAAUACGUAGGGAAUGAGCUGCCAAAGCCAGCAUUGAGUCCUAAUCCAACACCAAAGCCAACACAGAAACCCAAGAUCAUUACUGAGUACCGCAGACAUAUUCCUGAGAAAGGCCACAGCAUGAAGACCAAGAAGAAGAAGGAGUACAAGGCUCAACGCAAGGAGACCGGAGGGUUCUCCCCUCGCGGGGUUCGACCCCAGGCCCCGGCAUUCAGCCCCCGCGGGUCACGGCCCGUCACCAACGAGGAGGAUCUGAUCAACAAUGCCAUCGUCAUUGGCAUUCCUCGACCUGACUUCAGUGACUACGAGCUGUAUCUACCAGGGGAGCUUUCAGAGGAGCUGACUCACAAGUCAAAGGACCUAGAUAAGGAUGAUUAUGAGUAUGUGGACUUCAAGGAUCCGUACAGUCACAGUCGUUUUGUCGAGUUUAACCCGGAUGACAAGUACUUCCUGAAGACCGGAGAGGAGAAAGUGAGGACCUACUUUAUAACCGCAGAGGAGGUCGAGUGGGACUACGCCGGCUACGGACAGAGGAGGAUGGAGAAGUGGGGAGACAACAGCCCCUACACCCAGUUCACCAAGGUGAUCUUCCGGGGUUAUCUGGACAGCUCAUUUAAGACUCCUGACCUCCGGAGGGAGAUGGAUGAGCACCUGGGCAUCUUGGGGCCAGUCAUCAAGGCUGAAGUUGGAGAGACCAUUAUUGUGUUCUUCAGGAAUCUGGCUAGCCGUCCGUACUCUCUGCACCCUAAUGGGGUCACCUACACCAAGCAGACCGAAGGCCUGUCAUACGAGGAUGAGUCUACUAUGUACUGGUUCAAGGAGGAUAACGAGGUCCCGCCCAAUGGCAGCUACACAUACCUAUGGAAUGUCAAGGAAAAGGCCGGGCCUAAGGCACACGAGUCAGACUGUCGCACCUGGGCCUACUACUCUGGUGUGAAUCCUGAGAGGGACAUCAACUCUGGUCUUAUUGGUCCGUUGCUGGUGUGCCGGAAGGGCACCAUGGCCAAGAGGAUGGUGGACACGCGCGAGUUCACGCUCCUCUUCAUGACCUUCGACGAGUCGCAGAGUUGGUACUACGAGAGGAACCGCGAGCGUCUGGAGAAGACGAACAGGAGAGCCCUGAGGGAAAGCACCUUCAAGUUCCACGCCAUCAACGGCAUCAUCUUCAGCCUGAAGGGCUUGAGGAUGUACACCUCCCAGCUAGUGCGGUGGCACCUCAUCAACAUGGGCUCUCCUCAGGACCUGCACAGUGUGCACUUCCAUGGGCAGACCUUCUUGAUUCAGCACACGCACACGCAUCGCCAGGGGGUCUUCCCUCUGCUGCCGGGGGGCUUUGCGACACUCGAGAUGAGGCCAUCCAAGCCAGGCUUGUGGCAGCUGGAGACAGAGGUCGGACUGUACCAACAGCAGGGGAUGCAGACCCUCUUCCUGGUCCUAGAUGAUGAUUGUUUCCAUCCGCUGGGACUUGAGUCUAGGAGUGUUCCGGAUCAACAGAUCACAGCAUCAAGCCACAGAGGAUACUGGAAUCCCUCUUUAGCCAGGCUCAACAACCAUGGCAAGAUCAACGCAUGGAGCACCGACAAGGCAGACAGCUGGAUACAGGUGGACUUCCAGAGGUCUGUGGUGAUCAGCCAGGUGGCCACCCAGGGAGCUAAGGAGAUGUUCAGGUCCCAGUAUGUCCUCAACUACACCAUUUCCUACAGCACCGACCGCAGGAAGUGGACCUAUUACAAGGGAGACAGCAUCCAUUAUGCGAUGAUGACAUUCACAGGUAACCAGGAGGCUAAUGAGGUGAAGGUCAACACCUUUUUCCCCCCUCUAAUUGGCCGGUUCGUGAGACUCCACCCUCUAAGCUACUACAACAUGCCCACAUUACGGAUGGAGUUCUACGGCUGUCAGCUUGAUGGUUGUUCUGUGCCCCUGGGUAUGGAGAGUGGACUGAUAGAGGAUCAUCGCAUCACUGCCAGCUCCACAGCUACGAGCUGGUACUCUGGAAAAUGGUACCCUUCUCUGGCACGCCUCAAUAAGCAGGGCACCAUCAAUGCAUGGCAGGCAAAGUACGACGACGCGGGGCAGUGGCUUCAGAUAGAGCUGGCUCAGGUGAAGAAGAUCACAGGGAUCGUCACCCAGGGAGCCAAGGCUCUAGGCAAGGAGAUGUUUAUCAGCUCCUACUCUCUGGAGCACAGUGACGACGGAAUAGUCUGGAACCAGUACACGGACGAUGAUGACUAUCUGUCUAAGGUGUUCCCAGGUAACACAGACAACAAUGGCCACGUGAAGAACUACAUCCACCCUCCCAUCUUCUCUCGCUUCAUACGAAUCAAACCCCAGACCUGGAGGAGCUCCAUCACCAUGAGGGUGGAGCUGCUGGGCUGCGACUUUGAGUGAAACAAAUGCACACACAAACACACUGUGGCACACACGGGCACAAAGUUGACUCACACACAUACACCCAGACAGAUGCACAGACAGAUUAAACAAACAUGCGUGUGCAAACACAAGGAAUGGAAUGUCGUUGAAACUCAAGGAGGGGUUUGGAGGAAUCUUCAUGACAGCACAACUGUUAUUAUCAGCUUAUAUUGUCACCGAUGAAUUCACUACAGACACAUUAGACGUUCCAUACAUUGUUUUUCCUUAUUGUGUUUCCAUACAUUGUUUCCAUACAUGUUCCUCAGCAGUAAAGAUAUGGGCCUGAAAGCAUGCAGAAUAUACACAUUGGAACCAGAGAUUAGUAGAUGAUGUAAUUAUAUUUGUUUAUCUUAAUAUGUAAUAUUUUGUAUCAUAAUUGAAGAUUUUCAUGUAAAUAUAUCGUACUUAUCAAUAAAUAGUGUCUGUCAUUAACAUUA